Molecule: messenger RNA, 786 nt
Organism: Helobdella robusta
Lineage: Eukaryota; Metazoa; Annelida; Clitellata; Rhynchobdellida; Glossiphoniidae
Exons: 2
Coding region: 1-786 (261 amino acids)
Source: RefSeq, a predicted model, not a curated record
AUGGCCGCCAUGCAGUUAGCCCUGACCAACUUAAAAGAUAGGUGCAACGCUCUCGAAAGGGAGAACAAACUAUUAAAACGUCAGCUGGCAGAUAAAAAGACUCUAGAUAAUUUUGAAUCAUUUGUGUAUAAUAAUAGCAACAAUGUUAAUGAUAUUGAUAAGAAAAAUACAAAUAAUAAUCGCAAAAAUAUUGGCUACCUGAAAAAUAAAUCCAUAAUUAACUUCACAGCUCAUGAUUUAUCAGACAAUCCUAAUCAAAAAACAACAUUCACUAAUAAUAACAACAAUAAUCAACCUGUGGACCCCAAUGUCCAUUCGAUAGUCACAAACAUUUGCGAGCAGUUAAACAUUAUUGGCCUCCAAAUGGAGAGCUUACUGUUAGAUUACAACGAAAUAAAUAAUAAAGAUGAGCUACUGAUGCUCAGUGAUACAAUGGAGGAACAUGUUAUACCUAGACUGUGUAAAAUUAAUUUAAAAAGACAUGAAUCUGACCAUAACAAUAAUAAUAAUAAUGUUAAAGAUGUUGAUGAUGAACAUGGGGAUGAAAUGAAGAGAGAGAAUGAUGAAGAAGAAGAGGAGGAGGAUGAAGAUACAUUAAAAAUACCAACGGUUGACAUUAGAAAACUACACAGAACAUUAAGACUUCAGAAUCAACUGCUGAAAAACAUCCAAACGUACAUUGCCGUCUGCAAUACCAUAGCUGCAGACAACAAAUCAUCGUCAUCGUCUUCAUCAACGUCGACAAUGUUGCCAACAUUUGAAGGGUGGACCGUGUUAAAUAAAUGA